Molecule: messenger RNA, 911 nt
Organism: Microplitis demolitor
Lineage: Eukaryota; Metazoa; Arthropoda; Insecta; Hymenoptera; Braconidae
Gene: EMC8-9
Product: ER membrane protein complex subunit 8/9 homolog
Exons: 4
Coding region: 179-820 (213 amino acids)
Cellular component (GO): EMC complex
Source: RefSeq, a predicted model, not a curated record
UACAACACCUACAACCUACACACUAAUACACAAAGUGACGUUGACAUAAAUAUUGGAGCAAUAGGUUAAAACUAUAGGAAAUACAGUUAUUAUUUUUAUAUAAAUAAUUAGCCAUAUAUACAUAUAACAUAUAGGUCUAUAGUGUAAUAAAUAGUAGUUAUUUAGGAAUUUAAAAAAAAUGUCAAAAAUUUCAAUUUCUCCACGUGCUUGUAGUAAAAUAAUUUUACACGCUGCAAAAUAUCCACAUUGUGCUAUCAACGGACUUUUAUUAGCUAAACAAAAAAAUAAAAAUGAUUCUAAACCAGCGGAUAUUUUAAUUCAAGAUGCUAUUCCACUUUUUCAUCAAUGCUUACACGUUUCACCUAUGGCCGAAAUAGCACUCACAAUGGUGGAUCGAUUUGCCGAACAAAAUGGCAUGGUCAUUGCUGGUUAUUAUUUAGCUAAUGAAUUAGUAAAUGAUAUGAGUACAGAUAAGCCGGCACACAGAAUAGCAGAUAAAAUAGCUGAAAAUUUUAAUAACGCUUUAUUAGUUGUCAUAGAUAAUAAAGAAUUAACAUUUAAUAUGAAUUCUGUUCCAUUUAAAAUUUCACAGUAUGCUGAUGGAAAAUGGAAAGUCAAAGAUAAAGCAGAUAUUUUGAAUGAAAGGGGGGAUGGUGUCAUUGAAACAAUAUCUAUAUUAUUAAAGGAAGAGAGGUAUCAUGAUCUUAUUGAUUUCGAUAAUCAUUUAGAUAAUAUCAGCUUAGAUUGGCAAAAUAAUGAACUAAACAAAAUAAUAAAUAAGACUUUGGCUUAUAGUAAUGGAGUUCAAUCAUGCAAAUAAAAAAAAAAUUCUGUACAAUCAAAUUAGCAUUUAGUAUUCAGAGCACAGCUUACUGAUGAUUGUUAAUAUAAAAUAAAUACAAUUUUAUAUA